GCUGGCUAACGAGCGUCGGUCACCAGAAUGCGAUAAAACUUAGGUUAAGAACGUAGUAGACUCCAGUGACUUUGAGCGGCGAUGCUGAAGUCUCUGUACGUUUAAUUAAUUGAGAUGCAGCUAAAAACAUGAACCGUCAAUCAUCAAUCUGAAUUUGUCGUGUACCUGACUGCCUUAGGGAAUCACUAGCAAGAAACAGCCCAGCCCAGGAAGCCCAGGCAGAAAAGACUACGCGGAUAGUACUCUCAGCAAUUUUUAAUAAAGUCCUUAUAAUAUUCGACUUCUAUCUUUCCAUUUAAAAGACGAAGCGCUACCUUUCCCCCCAUACGUAUCCUCCUGCAUACUUCGGUCAUCUUCGUUCUAUUCCAUAAUGGCUUCAUCCGAUGGAGGCGCUGACCUAAAGCUGAUCUCCUCAAUACGUUAUAAGAUCGCCAGUGUCUCCACCGAUGAGAAGAAACUCAGUGAUGCCCUUCACUCACAACUUGUUCCCCUCCUUGAAAGGGCGGGUAGUCAGCAUAAAGCUGUAAGAGAUGUUGCAUUUCAAGGGUUCAUAAAUGUCAACAAUUUCGUCAAGCCUGCAGGCGUCGUCUUACCCGUCGCAGCUCUUGUCGAACAAUACAAAAGGACUAGCUCGCCUAUGGUCAAGCAGCUCGACCUAAGUCUUAUAAAACAAGGCAUUUUGAGACUUGGCCAGCAUGAGCGCCGAGAGCUACUUCCGCUGGUACUGCGAGGAAUCUCCAAGGAAACUAACUUAACCGGUGCCGCUGGAUUUUUCAACAUAUUUUUACGUCUGCUUUUGGAGAUUAAAAUCCCUGGGCGAGGCAGUAAUGAAGAUAUUGCCCUUCGAGAGCGAAUCGGCCUUUCGGAUGCGGGAGAUGCUAGCUACAUAUCACAGUGGCUUGGGAAACUGUUCCUCUUGAGACAGGAUUUGGCCUUGACGACUGACGAAGAACUCGAUGGGAAACUCCUCGUUUCACUAUCAGGCCUCACUCGUGAGGAUAUUACGUUCCUAAGGAACAACAGCCCUCAAACAUGGAAACCAGGUAGCCCAGUUAGUCUGAGCUUACCGGAAUGUAAAACUAAGGCUGCCAAUUUCUUAGCCAGUGGUGCAUUCACAGACGACGAGCGAUAUGUACCCAUGAUAUGCGCGGCUGGUUCCGCAGAUUCGCGAAUCACGUCGAUUGCUGACGAUGUCCUCAAACGGUCUAAUGUUGACCUUGAAAAUAGAGAUAUAAUUCGAUCACUUUACGACGCUCAUAAAAGGUUUCCGGCCGCCCAUCGGAUACAAGUUCUUAAGUUGCUCUCCAAAUCAGUCACCGCGUGCAAUUUUAAGCAAGAUAUGCUAGAAGCAGUUAAGCAGGAUUUCAGUAUUGUAUCUGGCGAUGAUGCAUCUGCCCUCGGUCUCGAAGGAUUGCGGCUUAGCAAAGCAUUAUUGGCAUUUCUGGGCUGGGUUGCUCGAAACAAAUCCGUUUCUAGGGACACCAGUGAUGAUAUUGGGCCGCCCCUCGUUCUUAUGCUAAAGGACUACAUUCUGAAACAAGGAUGGCCGGAACCCACACCUCGAGGAAAGCAGUCGCAAGCUCAAGACGAACAGAGACUACGAGCCAAUGCGUAUGAAACCAUUGGUACCCUCGCAAGGGGGGGCCAUUUCGAGUAUAAGGCGAAAGAUUUGCUGCUGAAGUGGCUCUUUGAUUCCCUAGUCUCUGACCCCAGCCCGGAUAUUGUGGUCUAUAUCGAAAGUUCCUUGUCAAGCAUGAUGGGCCUUUUCAAGCCAACAAACCCAACGGAGAUACGAGAUCUGGAAAUAUUGCUCUUAGAAUAUAUGACUUUACCCCAAGGGCAAGGAAGAAGAACGGCACGGCACGUCGCAGCGCGCUUUGCGAAUAACUGUCUUCCUUACAGCAACAUUCAAGCUCGAUGGAUCGAUAUUCUCGCCUUAGGUGGUGGGACUUCUGAACGACGGGAUGUGCUCGAAGAAGGACAACGGGGGCUCGAUCCGUGGUGGGCUACUAAAUUCCAUCCUGAGAGUGCAUUAAUCCUGCCUGAUUGGACGAAAUUGACAGAGAUGCUUUUCAACACCGACCGUGAAACCGAUGGAAGCCGUAUGGAUGUCGAUCAGACAUCGAAAUACACGUUAUUUCCUAACAAUAUUCUUCGAGCUUUCCCAAUAGCAUUACAAUAUGUUAAGCAGAUCAUAUUCCUCACUGCACUAGGCGAGGACAAGUUUGAGGUAGAUUGGGAGUCACAACUAGAGCGAAAGCUGCAAAAUGAUCUGGAGAGCCGCAACCAGAUUAGAGAAUAUCUUGCGGUCGCAAACGUGGAAUCUCUAUUGAAAAUCCUCAAUGCAGCUUUUGAUGGGCUUCGAGAUCAUCCCGACCUUGGCAUCGAGGAGCAUAUUGGGUGUCUUGCCGAGAUAUUAUCGUUCGCACCCUCAACAACUGUUAUAUCCACAUUGUCUGCAAGAACCCAAGAACUGCUCCCCAUAAUCAAGUCCAAUAACCUGAAAGUUAGGCAGUUGGCGUCGAAAGUCUUCGGUAUACUAGUGCCAUGGAGCAGUCAGUCUGCCGCCCUAAUUUCUCGUCUACGGGAUUUUAUCACGUCAUGCCCGGAGCCCUCUGCUUCUCAGUCUGCUGAGUAUCAAGGUUCGCUUCUUUGCCUUGGUAGCUAUUUUUCCCGUGCCGCUUACUAUGGCAAGAUCAAGCCCGACGAUGUAUCCGAGCAUGCCCAAUUUAUCUACCAAAGGCUGAUAUCGUCAUUGCGAAAGGGGAGCGCAGAUAUCCUAAACUCUACUCUGGAAUGCAUCUCGCAACUUUGGACUGUGAAUAUUUACUUCCCCCAGAAGGACCAGGAUCUUACGGAGACAAUUGACGCAUUAGCCAAGCUCUCGCUUUCAGGAAAUGAAAAAGCGAUUAGUACCUUGGGAAAGCUAGCAAUUCCUUCGUCGGCUGACCUCUCGGGCGAUGAGACAGAGCCGGUAGCAAAGAUCCUGGAUAAAUUAUUCGCGUUAUCUGAUAUCAAGCGAACGGAAGUACAUUUCACAACCGGCGAGGCAAUUGCAUGUGCAAUCGCUCGUUGGGAUUCCCAAGCCGUACAACUCGGGUUGGAUGUGGAACCUUCUGGAUCAGGUAAAUCCGACAUCGUCGACGGCCUCGGAAAGCGACCUCUUAGAAUUGACGCCACAAUAAGUAAACUCAUUGAUGGCUGCAAAACCACCAAGCCUUCCGUUCUGAAAUCGUCGGGUAUAUGGCUUUUCUGCAUUAUCCAAUAUUGCUCAAACCUUCCUGAGAUCCAAUCUCGUCUGCGCCAGUGCCAGGUUGCUUUCAUGAGACUGCUUUCUGCCCGAGAUGAACUUGUCCAAGAAACGGCCUCGCGUGGACUUGCUCUGGUGUAUGAAAAAGGAGACCCAUCUCUCAAGACAGAGCUUGUGAAGGAUUUGGUGUCCAGUUUCACCGGGACUAAAACACAGUUGAAGGUCGACGAAGAUACCGAACUGUUCGACGCUGGCGCCUUGCCAACCGGAGAGGGAAAGUCGAUCACAUCUUACAAGGACAUCGUUAGUCUUGCUAACGAAGUUGGCGAUCAAAGUUUGAUAUAUAAAUUCAUGGCUUUAGCCACGAAUGCCGCGACGUGGACUGCUCGUUCCGCUUUUGGUCGCUUUGGAUUAAGCAAUAUUCUCUCAGACGCGGAGUUAGAUCCAAAGAUUUAUCCAAAGCUGUAUCGGUACCGGUUUGAUCCAAAUUCCAACGUGCAAAGAUCAAUGGAAGAUAUUUGGAAAGCGGUUGUCAAAGACCAGACAGCGACGACCGAUAAAUACUUCGAUGCCAUAAUGGAGGACCUGUUAAAAAGUAUAUUAGACGGAAGGGAAUGGCGUGUACGAGAGGCAAGCUGCGCGGCGAUUGCCGAACUCAUAUAUGGACAGCCAUUUACCAAGUACGAAAAGUACUACGCUGAGAUCUGGAAGCUCGCAUUUAGAGUCCUAGACGACAAGAAAGAAUCUGUCAGGACCGCUGCCCUGAAACUAUGCAUGGGACUAUCGAAGACGCUUGUCACUCAGCUCCAGGAGAACAACUCUUCCGCUUCAGCCAGAGCCAUGAUGGCUCAGGUUCUCCCGUUCUUGUUGUCUGACAAGGGAGUCGAGAAUUCUGUCAAGGAAAUCAAGUAUUUCUGCAUCAAAAUCGUCUUAGAUGUUGUCAAAAACGGAGGUGAUGCAUUGAAGCCAUUUAUUCCGGCUAUCAUCACACAUUUCCUUGGUUUACUAAGUACGGUAGAGCCAGACGAGGUCAAUUUCGCGUACCAACGAUUUAGUGAAGAAGAUCGCGAAAGCCUGGACAAGCUACGAGGCACAUUUGCUACCCGAUCGCCCAUGUUCGAAUGCAUCGUUGAUUGUUUGCGGUUUGUUGACGAGGACGCCAUGAAGGAACUCGCCCCUCAGCUAGUCUCAACUAUCAAAUCGGCUAUUGGAAUGCAAACCAAGAUCGGUUGCGCCGAACUUCUCAGUACUCUGGCACUUCGACAUAGCAUCCUGCUACCUCCGUAUAAUGCGCAGUUUCUAAAGACAAUGGAGACGCAGAUCCUGGAUAGGAAUCAUGAAGUGAACAAGGCGUAUGCCAGAAGUUCUGCAUAUCUGCUGAGAUCGGCGACCCUGGAGUCUCGAGACCGAUUUACAUCGCGACUUGUAGACUUGUAUUUUGGAGCCGAGGAUGAUACUCGGCGGCAGAAGGUUGCUGAUGUUGUUCUAGCCAUAGCGAAGGUCUCCCCUGAUGCGUUUUCCGACCUCGAGGCCCGUCUCUUGCCUUUCUCAUACUUAGCCAAACAUGACACCGAUGACUACGUAUCUGAGGAAUUUGAAGCUGUCUGGAAUCAACAUGCGGGUGGAAGCCAUAGUGUUAAACGUUUCGUCGAUGAGAUUACACAGUUUGCGCUGAAAGGCCUCGAUACGUCGAAGUGGGCUCUUCAACACGGUGGUGCUAUAACUGUGGCGUCUAUGAUCACUGCACUCAGCAGUGCCGCCGGGAAAGACGGUCAAUUCGCCGACGCGGACCUACAGAAAAUCUGGCCUGCGCUAGAAAAGGCUCUAUCGCUCAAAACAUUUAGCGGCAAAGAGAAAGUAGUGACGGCAUAUCCUCUCUUCGUACUCCACGGCAAGAAAUUUUGGAGCACGGAUUCAGCUCUCGCAACGCAACUGAAGAAGAUAGCUAUCCGCGAAGCGAAACGAAAUAAUGAUACAUAUCGCCCUCAUGCAUUCCAAGCCCUCGCGGAGUUUGCUCGCGCCCGAGAGGAUUUAUAUAUGUAUGCGGAGGUAGUUGGCAUCGUGUCAAAUUACUUGAAACCUGACGAAGCACACAAGGUUACGGAAUUGGAGCAAAAGACAACGGAUGCAGCACUCAAAGCUACCCUGACAGCCUACAAUCGUCGACAAAUGCGGGAAACACCGCUUGCUGUGCUGGAUACUAUAGUGACUACUGUAGAAGGAGUAAAGGCAGCAAUUUCGUUAGCUAGAGAUACGUGGUUCACCAGCGCCGCUGAUAUCUUGAACCAGGCCGCAGCUUCUGAAGGUUCUCCGGGUUCUUCAGCCGGUACGGUGGCUACUCGAUGGUUCAGACUGCUAGUAGCAGAUGAGAGCAACGCAAUCCUUGAAAAUCAACGAUCCAACCGCGCAAAAGCACUCGGAGCUUUCGCGAAGGCAUUAAAGAAGGGCGUCUUUGGCGCAGUUAGCGAGCAGGGGCCGUUGCUUGACGAGAUGGAGAAGAAGUUGAAGUCCAUGACAGAAGCGGAAAGGUCGUUAGAUGUGCAGAAGCUUCUAGAGCAUGUCGCUCAACAGCUUGCUGUCUAAGAGAUGAGAUGUUCUAGGAGAUGUGAGGAAAUGUAGUUGUGUGUAAGCGAUGAGUUAGGGAUAAGACACCGAAUAGAAUUUUUCUUUGAUUUCUUUCUUGGUAUGAUCUGUUUGGUAAUACGUAAUGCCUAUGAGAAGAAAUAAUCAUCUGU
Molecule: messenger RNA, 5985 nt
Organism: Daldinia caldariorum
Lineage: Eukaryota; Fungi; Ascomycota; Sordariomycetes; Xylariales; Hypoxylaceae
Product: ARM repeat-containing protein
Exons: 3
Coding region: 371-5833 (1820 amino acids)
Biological process (GO): proteasome assembly
Cellular component (GO): nucleus; cytoplasm
Molecular function (GO): molecular adaptor activity
Source: RefSeq, a predicted model, not a curated record